CGUCCCUGUAAUUAAAAAAAAGUUGUCUUUGAAGAAGAAGAGAAAAUAUACACUCAAAACCAUAUUCAAGCCCAUUUGUAUGGCAUGCAGUUGCGGCUCUACCGUUCGGCCUUCAUCUCACAGCUACUACACCCCGCGACCACAAGUUUCUCCCACGGUGUUACGCAGCCCAUGUCCUAAGAUUGACAAGAGCGUCGCAAUGGCUAAGGAAUCAAUCAACCCAUUCCAAGAUUACAAGAACUCAAUGAACCAGAUGAUUGACGAGAGAGAUAUCGAAACAGAAGAUGAUCUGAAGCAGCUUCUUAGGUGUUUCUUGGACAUAAACCCUCCUCCUCAUCACAAUCUCAUCGUAAGGGCUUUUGUGGACAUCUGUUCACAUCUUCCGCCACCACACGACCGCCGUGGAAAGUCACUCGGAAGACUGCUUCGUCUUUAUGUCACUCUUGAUAAUAAUGAUGAUGUUUGACAUCAAACCUCUUCAUCUAAGACGAGAAACUGAUCGUCCUCAUGAAUAUAUGUUACACUAUUGUGAAUAAUUAAAUUUUACUUAAGAUAUCUAUUCAUAUCCAUGUUUUAUGAUUCAACCAUGGAAGACUAUGUGUGAAGCAUUAAAAAAAAAAAAAAUCAAAUGUGCACUAUGCAAGCUGUUUUGCGAC
Molecule: messenger RNA, 656 nt
Organism: Brassica napus (rape)
Lineage: Eukaryota; Viridiplantae; Streptophyta; Magnoliopsida; Brassicales; Brassicaceae
Product: transcription repressor OFP10
Exons: 2
Coding region: 80-466 (128 amino acids)
Biological process (GO): negative regulation of DNA-templated transcription
Source: RefSeq, a predicted model, not a curated record